Molecule: messenger RNA, 1894 nt
Organism: Piliocolobus tephrosceles (Ugandan red Colobus)
Lineage: Eukaryota; Metazoa; Chordata; Mammalia; Primates; Cercopithecidae
Gene: C17H16orf46
Product: chromosome 17 C16orf46 homolog
Exons: 4
Coding region: 172-1323 (383 amino acids)
Source: RefSeq, a predicted model, not a curated record
ACUUCCGCCGCGGUCCCGCCCCCCAGCGUGGCCGUAACCCAGGGCAACGGCCCAGCACGCAGCGACCUGAGUCGCCCUCGCCCACGGGCCAGGGCUAGCUGUCGCGAGGCCUUCCAUCCGCUUGGCCCCACAGCAAGAAGAUGUUAAAAACUUUAAGCAACCAUCGCAGUAAUGGAUCUCUGUCAGAAAAAUGAGACUGACUUAGAAAAUGGUGAAAAUAAUGAAAUUCAAUGCACAGAAGAAACAGAACCAACCUGUACUUGUCCAGAUGGAAGAAGUGAAAAGAAUCAUGUUUAUUGUCUUCUCGAUAUCAGUGACAUUACGCUUGAACAAGAUGAAAAAGCCGAAGAGUUUAUUAUUGGAACGGGAUGGGAAGAGGCAGUCCAAGGGUGGGGAAGGAUUUCUCCAGCUGCCUGCAUCUGGCCGAGGAAGUUACCAAAAAAGGCGAGGGUAGGGGAAGGUGCCUGCAGCGACUGCUUGGUGUGUGUUAACCUGUCCCACGGGAGCCUCGAGACCAAGCCUCCUACAGAGGGGGGCCCAGAGAAGGAUCAGAGCAGCCCCUCCCAGACUCAGGCAGCCCCCCAGGGCCCCAGCGCUGCUUCCAGGGCGAUUAGCAACAUCUGCUUUCCCACCUACUUUCGAACAGAGAAAAAAAGUCUGCAAAUCAAGGAUUUUAUUUGGUGCACCGAAGACUGGGCCAUCCCGGACACUAGUAGGGGCAAGGCCCUUCGGAACCCCAGUGGAGGGGUCCACAGAGGGCUGUCCAUCCCAGGCCCCCUGACUUCCAGGGCCCUCCUCGUUCUGCCACCCCUGAAGGCUUCACUUUCAAAUGCCUUGGAUGUUCUGGGUAAGAAGAGUAAGAACUCUUUCUUGCAGUCAGAAGAGAAGGUGCUGAGUGUGGAAAAGGAUGGGUGUCUGGCUUGUGCAUAUGGCUUGAAAACAGCAGAUGGGAAAGGUGAAAAGAGACCCAGUGAGCUGGCCAAACACACUGUGGUCAACGACACGCCAUCCUCCCCUUCCCCAGCGGCCCGGACAUCACUGCUGGCCGAUCCGGAGCAGCGCUGCCUGCAUUGGUCCCUCCUGUCUGAGAAAAACCUGGCGUGCCCUUCAGACUCCAGUAACGUUCGCUAUCUUGCUGCCUUGCAGCUUCUGCAGAAACGGGGAGUGCAAAACUACAAAUCCAAAUUCCAAGCCAAGGAUCCAAGACCUCCUGUGAUCACCCAAAAGGCCAAGCAGGAAAACAGGCCCCAGAUGCUGGAGACCAAAGUGUUCCCGAGACCUUUCCUGCCGUCCCUCACCCACAGGAAAAAGAAGAUAAAGUAGGAGAGGGGUCAGUUUCACAUUCAGUCCUAAGCAGCAACAUGGUUGAGAUGUAAUCAUAAAAGCAAAUGUUUCACCCAGGACAUGGAAAAGCGGUGGAUCGCCAGAAAGCAAAGAGUCAAACGCUGUAAGCAGAAGCAGUAAGAAGACGCCAAGCUUGGAGCAAGGUCUUAUUUAAACCUGCCAUAGUCAUCAGCUCGCUCUGUUAGGUCUCCCCAGCCCGCCCCUCAAAAAAAGGUUAUAUGCAGAGGUAAUAUAUGUACUUUUGAGAAUAACAAAGUCACCGUGGAGAUAAUUUCAAAACAAUUUUUUUUUCAUUUUCAGAUAUAUUGGACUAUUUCACUGAUGCUAAAAAGAGUAUCACUUGUUUAAAUUUUUUGUGGUUUCUUUUUUGCAGCCUAAUGUUCUGUAAUAGUAACUUGCUUCCAAGUAAAGUAUCAAAAGCUAAUGGAGGGGCCAUGGCUGUGGUCCCUCAUAGGUCAAACUUCACUAUUUUGGAAUGCGUGGAGUUGGAACCAAGUUUUUAUUUUGUUAUUUAUUAGUAAAGCAAUAAAUAAAAUUAUCUUACUAAUAA